AGAAGGGAGAAGAGGAAGAGGAGGCGAGAAGGAGCAUGGAAGCAAGUAUGGUGUCCGGUGCCUGCAUGCCUGACUGCUGACGAGGCUGGGAAGCGAUGCGUGCGGGCGUCGGAGAAGGCCAGCACGCGGAGACUAGACCCUUUCCCGGAUCGCGUGAAGUCGGACACGGCUAAGAAGAAACCGCCGCCACCCAAGAUCAACAACAACAAGGCCAGCGGAAGCCAGUCGAGCUCCGAGCAAGGAUACAUCUGUGAUAGCGAGAGCGAAGGAGACACAAAGGUCUCUGAUGCGGAGUCCGACCUCUUCAGGGCAUCAAGUAAAGGAUCAUCUGUUGAGGGUCGUCUUGGGGAAAGCACAGCAUCAGUGCGGCCAAACGUCACAGAUCCACCCAAGCCCCUUGCAGUCAGGCCAGAACGACCACACCAUCCAACUUACAGCAAUGGUCCAGUUGAAGUUGGCCACUACCCUGCAAACUUUCCUCCUCUGAACACCGGUGCUGUAGCCUCCACCCAGCCUCCUCCUGCAGCAACUGCUGGGGACCAUAACAAGCCAGCCUAUCUGCCUACUCAUCAACCACACAUUCCACAAACCCCAACACAACACUCCCCAUCUCUCACUUCACCACAUUCUCACCCACACCAUAUACCUCAUACACCACCUAUCACCUCAUCAUCCACACCAACUUCUACAACGCACACACCUCACACACCGACACUUCACACUCCAACACAUCACACAUCAUCACUUCAUACCCCAGUGCUCCAUACACCACCUCUUCAUUCACCAGCACAUCACACACCACCUGUCCACACACCUCAUACUCCCAUACCCACACCCACACCCCCUCAGGCACCCAGGCCACCACCUCAUAUACCCCACUCACCAUCAUCACAAUACCUCCCUCAGCCUGUGGCUUCAUCUACAACCACAACCAGUACUACCACCACUACCACUACCACCACUACUACUACUACUGCAGUAACAACAAGCACCACCACUGUAAGCAGCAUCACUCACAACCAUGUGGGAAACAGCAAUCGAGUGAGCAAUGGGCCAGUGGCAGGUGGGGGUGGGGGUGGUCAGGGGGUGGGCACACCGGUAAACAAGUACAGUGUGAGAGCCUUGGUGUCUCCCACACCACCGCAGCACAACCAUUAUAAUAACAUAAAGCCAAGUCCAGUUACAUCCCCACGUAAUCACGUUCGAUCUCCUCAUCCAUCUCCUCUUGGUACUACACCAAGUGCUGCUGCAGUCAAGCCUCCCGUCUCCUCCAGCACCCCAGCUGGGGCAGCUGCUGCACCACCCAUUCCCACAGCUCCAGUCUCAGGGGCUGGCUCAGGGCCAGCAGCACCUACCCUGCCAUUUGGAGUUAAGAUUGAACCAGGUGAAUCCAUACGGCCAAGUCCAGUCAACAAGAACAUCCAUCACCCCACCCACUCAGUGCCAGCUACAGCCACAGUCAAAGUAGAGCCUGGCUACACACGCUCUACUCCGCCUUCUACAACCAAGGUCUCCGCUCCUCACGUACAUUCAACAACUUCGUCUUCAUCCAGACACUCUCCUAGGACUCAGGAUCAUCACAUUUCACCGUAUAGCUCUGCAAGUACAAUUGUUAGCAGUGCAGCUCCUAUAUCAUCAUUAUCACGUUCGUGGCCAAGUCCCACUCCCUGUUCAGCUCCGAGCACUUCUAGCAGGUUAUCUUUGAAUCGUCCACCUUUGGCUCUUCCUGCAUUUCCUCUGCCGCAUCCCCCAGUCUCUGCUCCGCUGCCGCCAUCGGGCAUGUUCGCACCACCUGUCCCACAUUCACAACAACAACUUGGUUCUUCCUCCCUCAUUCCACCCACACACUUGCCACCUGACCCUCUUGGUCAGGCCGAUCUUUUACGUAGAGAAUUGGAUUCCCGCUUUUUGGCCCAACAAGAAAGGCCAUUUGGAAUCGGUUCCGGUGUCUUGGGAAGCUUUGGUGCUCCUCCUGCCUUCCUACGUGCGGAAAUGCACCAUCACCAGCACCAGCACACACAUGUCCAUCAGCAUCUUCUACCACACAUGCCACCACCACCACCUCUUCCUCCACCUCCAUCAAGCCUUUUUACUCCUUCAGCACCUCCAUCAAUGUUCAAAGAGGUUAAAGUGGGCCUAGAGAACAGCCUGUACCGAGGAGGCAACCUCAGCAGUAAUUACAGUUCUGGCAUCUCGCCUUUGGUGCAUCCUCCUCCAUCCACUUUCGCUCCCCCAUCUCAUCUCACUUCUGUACCACCCAAAAUUGGUGAAACCAGUCAGCGCAAACCAGUGAAGACGGGUCGUUGGAACGCAAUGCAUGUUCGCAUUGCAUGGGAGAUUUACUACCAUCAACAAAAACAAACACCAGAAAAACCAAGUGCCAAGCUAACUCCAGAUCUUCUGCAGCCUCCGUCUGGGCCUGGGGUUGGGGCAGGUGCUGCAGGAGCACCAAUAUUCCCUACUCUCCCAAGACCACCUGACCUUGGGACCUCAAUAUUUGGUCCUGGACCAUCUCAUCGUUAUGAGUCUCCGCUUUUAAAUCAUCCCCACCUCACCCCUUCAGUGCCUGGCCUCAGUGGCACCAGGUACCCUGGUGGAGCCCCUGGACCUCCCCCAUCAGCAGGUGUUCCCUCUGCAGCCUUUCACCAUGGUGGCAUCACACCAACUUCUAUACCAGGGCCCCCACCAGGUUCCAUGUUCUCCAGGGAAACAUUACCAACCGGGUUAACAGUGCCUCAACCGACACCUCAUGAUGCAUGGAGGGUGCGUGCCCCAACGCCAUACGGAGCCGGUGCUGGGCCAUGGCCCAUUAAGCCUGACAUGGCAAUGUAUGAAAGAGAACGGAGGGAAGAAGAGAGACAGAGCCGAGAACGUGAAGAGAGAGAACGCAGAGAAAGAGAAGAGAGGGAGAAGAGGGAGCGAGAGGAGAGGGAAAGGAGAGAACGUGAAGAAAGACGAGAAAGGGAAGAAAGAGAACGAGAACGUGAACGACGUGCUGAGCUUGACAAGGAUCGGGUUGCCCGUGCCUUGGAUGCUAGUCAUGACCGUGUGCUGCCCAGGAGAGAUAGUUCACGGUCACCACUUCGCCCUGAUCAUAAAGACCAGCCUCCUUCACACCCAUCUUUGUCCUUACCAGGCUCUAAUCAUUUACCACCUGGGGCAGUACCCUCCUCCAGUAUGAAGACAGAGGGGCGCCCAGAUUCAAGACCUGGAUCCAGGCCAGGGUCUAGGACAUUAGAUUCUAGAAUUAAACUGGAAGGAAACAAGGAUGAGGUGAUGAUUGUUGGUGGAAAGGAAGCACCUCGCCACCUACCUCACAAUGUGCCACCACCAUGCUUACCACCGCCUCCCGUAUCUGUUGGGAUGCUGCCUUCCCACUCCCUUGCUGUAACCAUGGCAACCACUUCUGCCAGCCAAGCUUUGGAUCGUGCUCGUUUACUAGGUCCUUCGGCAUAUCCUGGUGGAGUCCCUCCUCAUUUAGGACCCUGGGCAGAGCCCUUUAGAGAUCCUUAUCGCUCUGCACAAGAGAUGUCCGCAGUUAGAGCUCACGACCUAGCAGCUAGGGAAGCUUUGUUGAGAGGGGAUCUACGGGAUCCAAGAAUGAGUCUGGUGGCUAGAGAAGAGCAGCUGCUGCAUCCUAAUCCAUUAUCAUCACUCAUUCUAAGUGAACGAUAUAGAGAACAGCAGCAGCAGCAGCAUCAGCAGCAAGCCAGAGAAAUAUUUGAACAACGUCACCUUGCUGCUGUAGCCUCUGGAGCAUUAUAUCCUCCCACAUCAUUACUUCCUCCACAUCCAGCUGUUUCACAUAUGGCAUCUACCUUACUGAAAGGAGGUCCAACCUUAGGCCCUGGCCCCCCUGGUCCCAGUCUGCAUCCAUCACUGGGCUCAGUGCAUGGUCCUUCACACCCAGGGGCACCAGGCCAUCCCCAGCCACCACCACCCUUAGGACCUGGCUUGCCUCCACCUCUCAUCCCCUCAAUGCGUGGCACCUCUCCGGCUCACCCACGGCCUCCAGAUAAAAAGGAUGACCCACGCUGACUCUAGUCAUCCCCGAGUCUAACAAAAACCCUCAGGUGGUAUUCAGCAGAGGCACUAGCUAAGGCUGAAACUCAAACUACCUGCUGCUAAAGGAGCACCUUUGUUGGCGGUGGUGCAGGGCGGGCAGCCCACAAGACUAAAGCACAGCCCCAAGGGCAAGCUGAAGUCAACGUGUCUUUCAUAAUGAUCAGGCUGUGGAUUGUAACACAAGUUUUGUACUAUACUUGUACAGUAAGGUGGUCCAGGGCCACAUCCUCCAUUGUCCUUUUAUUUAACAAUUUUGUAGAUAUUAAUUGUUUUCCUAAAGUAUUUUGUAGAGAAAUCAAAUUAAUAUGGACUUGACUGAAAUGAUCUGAACCAGACUGACACUGACAUUUGUUAAACUGUUUCUAAAUAAAUAAGUUUGUUAA
Scylla paramamosain (green mud crab) is the source of this 4448-nucleotide messenger RNA. RefSeq names its product autism susceptibility gene 2 protein homolog (gene tay). The record is from RefSeq and is a predicted model, not a curated record. Lineage: Eukaryota; Metazoa; Arthropoda; Malacostraca; Decapoda; Portunidae. The coding region runs from base 1780 to 4038 and encodes 752 amino acids. The transcript has 15 exons.